UGGUGUUUGAGACUCACUGUAUGUCAUUUCCAUGUACAGAACUCAAAUUAUUUAUCUAUGCUGAGGUAAAUUCAAUUUUCAAUUCUAAGGCACCUUUAAUGUUUCUCAUAUACUUUAAAAGGGUGACGUCAUGCAUUGCCGAACUUAAUUGUGGGUUCCGUCGCAUCGCUUCACUCGUGUUGCUCGUGACAGAAGUUGAAGAUUUCUCAACUUUUCAAGCGCCAAUGCAGGUGUCAGCCAAUCAGAUCGCUUUAUGUAAACACCCUUGAGCAGUCGCUAGCCAAUUGCAUUCAUGCAACACCGGAAAGUAAUGUGAUUAGCUGUUAUCACUAUAACGGUCAUGUCAACACAAGCUUCAGACACCCCCUCCAUCAAGCGUUGCCACUGACGCCACAUGUGAAUGUGAAGUCUUUGAAUAAUAUCUAAUUUAUGAUGAUUACAAAAAUGUUAUAGGGGAAAAGGUGAUAAAAAAGUGGGACACUGGACACGGACAGGUUAACAGACUGCAUUCAUUUUUUUAUGUAACAAAUUAUGUAAAUAAUUAGAGGGAAAUCUCAUAGGAAAACAUUUCUGUUGUUAGUGAUGCAAUGCAGGAGGGGUAAGAGACAUAAAUAUGUGCUUUCUGCACAAUCACCCUUGCACGGACAGGUAAUAUCUUUGUCAUGAAUGUCUAAAGACCAUGUCUGGAAAUGGACCUGAGACUAGGAUUGACCAUGGGCCAGUUCUCUGCUUUGAGUCGUUCAACAACUCAUGUGUGAGAUUUGUCUACCUGUCCGAGAUUCAGAUUUUGUUCUAUUUGUUCUUCAGUGCCAUAUCAGUUACCACAGUAUGUGGAAACCUGCUGGUCAUCAUUGCCAUCAUUCAUUUCAAGCAGCUGCACACGCCAACAAACUACUUCAUCCUGUCACUGGCCGUGGCUGACCUGCUAAUCGGAGGCUUUGUGAUGCCUCCCAGUAUGCUGCGCUCUGUUAAAACUUGCUGGUACUUGGGUGACAUGUUCUGUAAAAUACACAGCAGUGUUGAUAUUAUGUUAGGCAACACAUCUCUCUUGCACAUAUAUUUCAUCUCUAUUGAUCGCUAUUAUGCUGUAUGUCACCCGCUUCAGUACCGGAAUAAAAUUACACCGCCCAUUUCCCUCAUUAUGAUUUCCCUAUGCUGGGGUCUGGCAGCCUUUGUUGGAUUCGCUAUCGUGUUUCUACAGCUCAACAUUUUGGGUGCAGAGGAGUUUUAUUUUGAUAAUAUAGCUUGUAAGGGAGCCUGUAUUAUCUUUCAAACCCGUGCAGGCAGCACCAUUACCUCAAUUCUUGCUUUUGGCCUACCUGCAAUAAUUACUGUCAGCAUAUAUCUAAAAAUUCUCCUUGUUGCACGAAGACAAUCAAAAUCUAUACAGCAUUCAACACACGUGGGCAAGAAAACCAGCAUAUCUAUAAACAAAAUUGAGGCUAAGGCCACAAAAACCCUGAGUAUCAUCAUGGGGGUAUUUUUUGUGAGCGUCUCACCCUUUUUCUUCUGUAAUCUAAUAGAUUCGUUUCUUGAUCACACAAUACCACCAGCCGUAUUUGAUGUUUUGGUGUGGAUUGGAUAUUUGAAUUCUCUGUGUAACCCCUUUGUGUAUGCAUUCUUUUAUAGAUGGUUUAGAAAAGCUCUAAGAAUUAUUCUUUUGGCCAAAAUAUUUCAAGUUAAUUCUUCACAAAUUGAUUUAAUGGGAAGAAAUGAUUAAAAAUCACUAUCCUGGAUAUGUUCCAUGUGUCUUAUGCUAUGUAACUAGUAAUAAUUUCACCUCUGUAUAGUAACCAUGAUUCCAAGUAACCAGAUCAUGCUUGCAUUAUUUAUAACCUGAGCAGCCAAAUGUCUGGGAGUUUUUAAAAUAAAAAAUAUAAUGUGAGAUCAGAAUUUAGGUAUUACAUUACUUUUAAAUUAAAAAAAGGGAUUUUUUUUCCUGAGCCACUACAUCAAAACUAUGCAAGUUAAAUGUAGACUCUUUAAUGCUUUAUAACAUGAAAUGACAAAUAUGAACUAAUGUCAAAGUGCAUAAUGUAUCAUUUUGCUUUGAGACCCGUCAUACAUACAUGCAUAAUGUUCAGUUUUGUAAGUAUAUGUGGUUUAGAGGGACUUUCCAUAGAUGUAAUGAUUUUUAUACUGUACAAACUGUAUAUUCUAUCCCCCUACACUACCUCUAAACCUACCCAUCACAGAAAACUGUCUGCAUUUUUUGAUUUUCAAAAAAACAAAUUUUAGUAUGCUUUUUUAGCUAUUUGGUUUACGAGGACACAGGAAGUGUCCUCAUAAACUAUGUUUACGUUGUAUUACCCAUGUCAUUAUACACAUUUGUGUCCUCAUGAACCAUGUAUAUAACACCCACACACACACUAUAUGAGGACAUUCCAUAGCCGUAAUGUUUUUUAUCUGCUUGUUAAGUCAUGACGUAAGGAAUGCCGAUUCUGGGUCCAAGCCUUGGCUCGUUUCACUUGAGAAUGGC
Megalobrama amblycephala (Wuchang bream) is the source of this 2479-nucleotide messenger RNA. RefSeq names its product trace amine-associated receptor 1-like. The coding region runs from base 680 to 1720 and encodes 346 amino acids. Gene Ontology annotation, biological process: G protein-coupled receptor signaling pathway. The record is from RefSeq and is a predicted model, not a curated record. Gene Ontology annotation, cellular component: membrane. NCBI's taxonomy places the organism in Eukaryota, Metazoa, Chordata, Actinopteri, Cypriniformes, Xenocyprididae. The transcript is spliced from 2 exons. Gene Ontology annotation, molecular function: trace-amine receptor activity.